This is a messenger RNA of Ascochyta rabiei, 1809 nucleotides long. Its product is annotated as 26S proteasome regulatory subunit rpn6. Gene Ontology annotation, biological process: ubiquitin-dependent protein catabolic process. The transcript is spliced from 3 exons. Gene Ontology annotation, molecular function: protein binding; structural molecule activity. The coding region runs from base 1 to 1809 and encodes 602 amino acids. NCBI's taxonomy places the organism in Eukaryota, Fungi, Ascomycota, Dothideomycetes, Pleosporales, Didymellaceae. Gene Ontology annotation, cellular component: proteasome regulatory particle, lid subcomplex. The record is from RefSeq and is a predicted model, not a curated record.
AUGGGCCGACACGGGCUGCACGUCAUCUCAUUCGCCGGGCUAGGCGCGACUGCCAACACAGCACCUCACCGCACCCGUCACCCCGGCAGCAGCCUCGCCCGCGCCUCUGCACAGCGAGCGCCGGGUGCAGGCUGGAUGCCCGUGGCCCACGUCCAACAGCUGUCCGCGAUGCGCAAACGCCCCGAGGCCGCCUCCGCACAGCGCCUGCAGCUCGACGUCGUGAGGCGGACGUGUGCCAAGCCCUCCCGCCGCCGCCGCCGCCGCCGCCGCCGCAUCUCAGUGUGCCUCCCUCCGGCGGGCGAGCUUGUGCCUGUGCAUCACCACUCGAGCUCUCCACACCCGCCACAUCGCCCGCCCAUCGCCCGCCCAUCGCACGCCCAUCGCAGCCCACCCCCCGUCUCUGCAACACCCCCAUCUCUGCAACACCCCCGUCUCUGCAACACCCCCGUCUCUGCAACACCCCCGUCUCUGCAACACCCCCGUCUCUGCAACACCCCCGUCUCUGCAACACCCCCGUCUCUGCAACCCCCACCCAGCAUGGCCGCCGCAGACACGGGCAAGCGGAUAGAGGAGGCGCAGAAGCUCGCGAAGACGGAGCCCGCAAAGGCCGAGAAGAUCUACCAGGACGUGCUGUCACAGGACCCCGGCAGCAACGAGCAGGCCAUCAAGCACUACGAGACAGCCCUGCUCGCCCUCGGAGACCUGUACCGCGACCAGAACAAGGCCGACGCCCUCGCCGAGCUCGUCAGACAGGCCCGCUCCGUGCUGUCGUCGUUUGCCAAAGCAAAGACAUCCAAGCUGGUGCGCCAGCUGCUCGACCUCUUCACCGCCAUCCCCAACACCACCGACACCCAGAUCUCCGUCACAAAGUCAUGCAUAGACUGGGCCGUGUCCGAGCGGAGAGGCUUCCUGCGACAGAACCUCGAGACCCGCCUCGUCUCGCUGUACAUGGCCAAGCAGUCGUACUACGAGGCCCUGGCCCUCAUCAACAGCCUGCUCAAGGAGCUCAAGCGUCUGGACGACAAGCUGGUCCUGGUCGAGGUCCAGCUGCUGGAAUCGAGAGUCUACCACGCCCUCGGCAACAUCUCAAAGGGCCGCGCCGCCCUCACCUCCGCACGAACCUCGGCCGCCUCCGUCUACACCCCGCCCCUGCUGCAGGCCGGCCUGGACAUGCAGAGCGGCAUGCUGCACGCAGAGGACGGCGACUUCAACACCUCCUUUUCCUACUUCAUCGAGGCCAUGGAGGGAUACCACUCGCAGGACGAGGAGCAAAAGGCCACCUCCGCGCUCCAGUACAUGCUGCUCUGCAAGAUCAUGCUCAACCUGGGCGACGACGUCAACACCCUCAUGACCUCCAAGCACGCUGUCAAGUACGCCGGCAAGCGCCUCGACGCCAUGAAGGCCGUUGCGCGAGCACACACCAACCGCAGUCUUGAGGAGUACGAGAGCGCCUUGACGGAAUUCAGACAGGAGCUGGGUAGCGACCGCUUCAUCACGAGCCAUCUUCGGCGCCUCUACGACAACAUGCUGGAGCAGAACCUGAUCAAGGUCAUCGAGCCCUACAGCCGAGUCGAGAUCGUCCACGUCGCCAAGAUGGUCGGCCUGGACACGGUGCAGGUCGAGCGCAAGCUCUCACAGAUGAUCCUCGACAAAGUCAUCAUCGGCGUCCUGGACCAGGGCGCCGGCUGCCUGAUUGUGUACGACGAGUCGGAACGCGACAAGGGCUACGACGCCGCCCUGAACACGAUCGAGAAGCUGAACAGCGUCGUCGAGGUCCUGUACACAAACCAGGCGUCGAUGCUCGAGUAG